AGGUCUCAUCUCACCAAAACACCACAGACACCAUCGCCAUCAUUCUUCGCCUCACUUCCAAAGGAAUACAAUUCUCCAUUUCGUGCUAUUCUAGACCGAAAAUUAACACACUGUUUCUACAAAGGCGAGGAAGCGUGAAAAUGGUUUGCUCAAAGUGCCAGAAGCUCAACAAGACAACCCUCGCCACGCCCGGGGUCAAGAAGAAGAGCGAGAUGUAUUAUGGCUCUCCCGCCUCGUCAUCCUCAACACUCGACAAGAAAUCCGCUACACUCGGGCAGACCGGCAUCUCAAAGAGUAAGCUGCUUUCCAAAGCAGCCAAGAACCCCUAUGCUCAGUAUUCAAGCUCCUGCACACGAUGCAAGGUUAAGGUCUCUCAGGGACACACUUAUUGCAAUCAAUGCGCCUAUCGAGCAGAUGCAUGCGCCAUAUGCGGAAAGCCAAACAAGGCGAAAUCCGCCGUGCCUACUGUUGACGGUCAAAAGCGCACCUUGAAGUGAAUGGUGACUCUCUACUAUGAGAUGAAUCUAUACGAGGGUCGCCGGUAAACCAGCGAGGUGUUGCCCACAUUCGGACUGCAAGAUUAGGACCGGCUCCGCUCAACGUCACUCGCAGGCCUAGCGGAAACGACGUAGUGAAACCAAAAGGCAUAUCAAGGCAGCAAGAGGUGUGUUAUUUUCGCGCGUUUGUGGGUCAUAGCAUGCUAAGAGGCUAGAGGAUGCGUCCUGGGGAAAUAGAACCACGCUGCGCCAAGAAGCCACUGGGGAAAUGAAGCGAUUAGGGGAUGUUCGGGUACAGCUCUGUGGCUCGUCAGCAUACACACUCCGUGUACCAGUUUUAG
This is a messenger RNA of Canariomyces notabilis, 838 nucleotides long. RefSeq lists its product as uncharacterized. Gene Ontology annotation, molecular function: microtubule binding. The record is from RefSeq and is a predicted model, not a curated record. Gene Ontology annotation, biological process: cytoplasmic microtubule organization. Lineage: Eukaryota; Fungi; Ascomycota; Sordariomycetes; Sordariales; Chaetomiaceae. Bases 141 to 497 code for a protein of 118 amino acids. The transcript has 3 exons.